AAGGGGGGAGCUGCUUCCGGGUGAGCCGCCCCGCCCCCACGUGGGCCCCGGGAGACUAGAACGCGCUACGGCGGUGGCGGGAGCGGCAGCUGGGAGCCCUUGAGGAAGCAGAGCUGAGCGCACAGCCGAUGCCCCGGGAGUCCACACUGCCCACCAUGCAGCCCCAGUCGGUUCUGCACAGUGGCUACUUCCACCCACUGCUUCGCACCUGGCAGGCAGCCGCCUCUCCCCUCAGCGCCUCCAACCUCAUCUAUCCCAUCUUUGUCACGGACGUUCCUGAUGACGUACAGCCCAUCGACAGCCUCCCAGGAGUAGCCAGGUAUGGUGUGAACCGGCUGGAAGAGAUGCUGAAGCCCCUGGUGGAAGAGGGUCUGCGCUGUGUCCUGGUCUUUGGAGUCCCCAGCAGAGUCCCCAAGGAUGAGCGGGGUUCUGCAGCUGAUUCCGAGGACUCCCCAGCUGUUGAGGCCAUCCGCCUGUUGCGCAAGACCUUCCCCAGCCUCCUGGUGGCCUGUGACGUCUGCUUGUGCCCCUACACCUCUCAUGGUCACUGUGGGCUCCUGAGCAAGAAUGGGGCAUUCCAGGCUGAGGAGAGCCGCCAGCGGCUGGCGGAAGUGGCACUGGCCUAUGCCAAGGCAGGAUGUCAGGUGGUAGCCCCAUCGGACAUGAUGGACGGACGUGUGGAAGCCAUCAAGGAGGCUCUGAUGGCCCAUGGACUUGGCAACAGGGUAUCAGUGAUGAGCUAUAGUGCCAAAUUUGCGUCCUGUUUCUACGGACCUUUCCGGGAUGCGGCUCAGUCCAGCCCAGCCUUUGGAGACCGCCGCUGCUACCAGCUGCCACCGGGAGCCCGAGGCCUGGCCCUCCGAGCAGUGGCCCGGGACGUACGGGAAGGAGCCGAUGUGCUCAUGGUGAAGCCGGGCAUGCCCUACCUGGACAUCGUGCGGGAGGUGAAGGACAAGCACCCUGAGCUCCCACUUGCCGUGUACCAUGUUUCUGGAGAGUUCGCCAUGCUGUGGCAUGGAGCCCGGGCCGGGGCGUUUGAUCUCAAGGCUGCUGUCCUGGAGGCCAUGACCGCCUUCCGCCGCGCAGGUGCUGACAUCAUCAUCACCUACUACACGCCUCAGCUGUUGCAGUGGCUGAAGGAGGAGUGAUGGCGACCACGUACAAGAGUAAUAGCUAGAACUUUUAAAAGGUCCCGGGGCCUUGGAGAAGUGAAAACCAAAGUAAAUGCUGCUUUAGAACUGUG
Messenger RNA from Leptonychotes weddellii (Weddell seal), 1243 nucleotides. RefSeq names its product aminolevulinate dehydratase (gene ALAD). Lineage: Eukaryota; Metazoa; Chordata; Mammalia; Carnivora; Phocidae. The record is from RefSeq and is a predicted model, not a curated record. Gene Ontology annotation, biological process: heme biosynthetic process. Gene Ontology annotation, cellular component: cytosol. Gene Ontology annotation, molecular function: zinc ion binding; porphobilinogen synthase activity.